Molecule: messenger RNA, 582 nt
Organism: Cladophialophora carrionii CBS 160.54
Lineage: Eukaryota; Fungi; Ascomycota; Eurotiomycetes; Chaetothyriales; Herpotrichiellaceae
Product: 60S ribosomal protein L8-A
Exons: 2
Coding region: 1-582 (193 amino acids)
Biological process (GO): ribosome biogenesis
Cellular component (GO): ribonucleoprotein complex
Source: RefSeq, a predicted model, not a curated record
AUGCGUCUCAAAGUCCCCCCUGCGAUCGCGCAGUUCCAGAACACCCUUGACCGCAACACCGCCGCCCAGGCAUUCAAGCUGCUCAACAAGUACCGACCUGAGACCAAGGUUCAGAAGAAAGAGCGCCUGCACAAGGAAGCGACUGCCGUGCAGGAGGGUAAGAAAAAGGAGGACGUGAGCAAGAAACCCUAUGCCGUCAAGUACGGGCUCAACCACGUCGUCGGACUUAUCGAGUCCAAGAAAGCCUCCCUCGUCCUGAUUCCCAAUGACGUCGACCCCAUCGAACUGGUCGUCUUCCUCCCCGCACUGUGCCGCAAAAUGGGCGUCCCGUACGCUAUCAUCAAGGGCAAGGCCCGUCUUGGGACGGUCGUGCACAAGAAGACUGCCGCUGUUCUUGCAAUCACCGAGGUCAAGGGCGAGGACAAGUCCGAGUUGAGCAAGCUCGUCAACGCUAUCAACGAGGGAUAUGCCAGCAAGUAUGAGGAGAACCGCCGACACUGGGGUGGUGGAAUCAUGGGUGUCAAGGCCCAGGCGAGGGAGACCAAGAAGAGAAGGGCGGUGGAGAGUGCGAUUAAGAUCUAA